This is a messenger RNA of Dermatophagoides farinae (American house dust mite), 1455 nucleotides long. It is a transcript of the gene Nup54, whose product is annotated as nuclear pore complex protein Nup54. Gene Ontology annotation, molecular function: structural constituent of nuclear pore. The record is from RefSeq and is a predicted model, not a curated record. Gene Ontology annotation, cellular component: nuclear pore central transport channel; nuclear pore. Lineage: Eukaryota; Metazoa; Arthropoda; Arachnida; Sarcoptiformes; Pyroglyphidae. Gene Ontology annotation, biological process: NLS-bearing protein import into nucleus; protein localization to nuclear inner membrane; nuclear pore organization.
AUAAAAUAAUUAGCGCCAAACUCGUAAUAUCCUUUAUGAACGGACUUUUUCUCAACAUUUUUCGUGCAUGCAAUGUUCGAAAAAUUGAUUCUUUAAUCGAUAAUGGCUCAAUCAAAUUUAUCAUCGGGUAAUUUUACCAAUUUUUCCGUUAAUCCCGGAUUGAAUAUGUUUCAAACUCAACAGCAACAGCAGCAGCAACAACAACAGCCGUCGCAACAACAGCAAAAUGUUCCCUUAACAUCAUUAUUUAUGCCGAAAAUUUUCAAUGAUGACCGUGAUAAUAUUAUUGGAUUAUUCAAUCAAAUACAGGCAUUCUGGGGUGCCGGUAAAGCAUACUAUUCGGCUUUCAAUCCCCCAUAUGAAUUGAAUAAAACGGAUUCAUUUAAUCGUUUUAAAACGAUUUCCUAUUCAGAAGAAAAAAAUCUUGAAGAAAAAUUAUUCUUUCUCAUCCGAUAUGUUGAUGAACAACAAUUACGAACGAAUUUGGUUCAGUAUGAACAGAAUUUUAAACAAUUUAUUGGACAAAAUCAUACUGUUAAACUUGAGUUGAAAACAAUACUGCCCGAUAGUAAAGCAUUGAUUGCCAUUAUGGUUACUGAAAAUGCUACCAGUAAAAUCAUACCAGACGCACAAUUGCGUACAAAUUUCAAUCAACCCCAAUGGAAACAACAAUUGAAUCAAAUUUUCAUCAACAAUUUUGUCGAGAUUAUAUUCACAUCUCUUUCAAAACAGGAAAUCGAAGCCUAUUUAAGCUCACCACCGAAAGGUAUUGAUGAACGAAUAUGGGAACAGGCGAAAUUGGAAAAUCCUGAUCCACAACGAUUCAUACCCGUACCAUUGAUUGGUUUUAAAGCGCUAAAUGAUCGAUUUAAAUUACAGGAAAAAGAAAUUCAUCAACAACAACUUCGAUUGAAACAGAUGAUUGAUAAUGUUUCAACAUUGGAAAGUAAUAUUUCACAAUUCAAGGCAAAAUUCGAAGAAUGUCGACGUAAACAUGAUAAUCUUUCGUAUCGUGUAUUGCGUAAGAUGAUUGUACAGGAAGUACAACGUAAACGAACGAUGCCAAUACAGGCUGAAGAAGAUAAGCUACGUGCUGAUCUGGAAGCCAUACAAGCUGAACUAAAUGUACCAACCAAAUUUCAAGGCUGCCUUAAUGAAUUAAUGUCACAGCUACGGCAGAUGCAAUGUCAAAAUCCAUUGAUUGGUAAAAUAUCUUUCGAUAAAUCCAGUAUGAAUGAAUAUCUACAAUUUUUAAAUGAAGAGAAUCGUGGCAUUAUGAGUUUAGUUGAAAUAUUGAAAAAAGAUAUCCAAGACAUUCGACUUUCUUUGAAUGAUGGUAAAAAAUCUACCAUUUGAACCAUAUGCCAUAUACGAAUAGAAAUAGUCGUCAUCAUCAUAUGAUUGUGACUUUUUCAAUCAAACAAACAAACAAAAGAAAAAUCAUGGCUUAUCAUC